UGUUAGUUUGGCGUCCAUCCAUGGCUUCCAGUUCCCCCAGAAACCAGCUUCAGGUUCAGCCCCACUUUGUGUUAGUCCCGCUCAUGGCUCAAGGCCACAUGAUACCCAUGACCGACAUCGCCACUCUCCUCGCGCAUCGCGGCAUCUUCGUCACCUUCGUCACCACCCCAUUCAAUGCCAUCAGGUUCGAAUCCUUCUUCGCUCGGGCUAAGCAAUCCGCCCUCCCCAUUUCGCUCCUCAAAAUCCCCUUCCCUUGCCUCCAAGUCGGCCUCCCUCUCGGCUGCGAGAAUCUCGACGCUCUGCCAUCUCGUGCACUUCUCAGGAAUUUCUACGAAGCUCUGUCUCUGCUUCAGCAGCCAUUGGAGCAGUUCUUGGACCAUCAUCUUCUUCCUCCUACCUGCAUAGUUUCGGAUAAGUAUUUGUAUUGGACAUCACAAAUUGCUCACAGAUUCAGAUGCCCAAGGGUCAUCUUUCAUGGCACUGGCUGCUUCUCACUCUUGAGCACACACAAUCUCCAACUCUACAGUCCCCACACCUCGGUUGAUUCUGAUAAACAGCCGUUUUUGGUGCCUCGAUUGCCUCAUAAGAUUGAAAUUACAAAAUCCCAACUCCCUGGAUCCUUAGUAAAGUCCCCUGAUUUCGAUGAUAUCCGAGAGAAAAUAAGAGAGGCAGAACAGGAAGCUUAUGGGGUUGUGGUAAAUAGCUUUACAGAGCUGGAAGAUGGGUAUUCUGAAAUUUACCAGCGCCAAAUUAACAAGAAACUGUGGUGCGUUGGGCCGGUUUCGCUUUGCAACAAAACGAGUUCAGAAAAAUACAACAGGGGAAACAGAGCACCCAUAAAACAGAGCCAUUGCUUAAACUGGCUUGAUUCUAUGAUCCCGAGAUCAGUCCUUUACAUCUGUCUCGGAAGCUUAUGUCGAAUGAUUCCUUCACAACUCAUCCAAAUUGGGCAGAGCUUAGAAUCUUCAAAUCGUCCGUUCAUCUGGAUUAUCAAGAACAGAGACGAGAAUUGCUCUGAGCUGGAAAAAUGGGUAUCCGAAGAGGGAUUCGAGGAGAAAAUCAAAGGGAGGGGAUUGAUCAUCAGGGGUUGGGCUCCCCAGCUAAUGAUUCUCUCGCAUCCGUCAAUCGGUGGGUUCGUAACGCACUGUGGGUGGAACUCGACGGUGGAAGGGAUCUGCAGCGGGGUGCCGAUGAUCACAUGGCCUCAAUUUGCAGAGCAGUUCUUGAAUGAGAAGCUGGUGGUGGAAGUACUGAAGAUCGGAGUGAGGAUAGGGGUGGAAGGAGCAGUGCGAUGGGGGGAAGAGGAAAGAGGUGGAGUGUUGGUGAAGAAGGAAGCCAUCGAGGAAGCAAUUGAAAUGGCGAUGGAUGGUGGAGAAGAAGGAGAAGAAAGAAGAAGAAGAAGCAGAGCAUUGAGUAAAAUGGCAUCCAAAGCAAUGGAAAAUGGUGGAUCUUCUCACAGUAAUUUCUCACUGUUCAUCCAAGACGUAAUGGCUCAAUCAGCUCUCCUCAACCCUUAGUUCUUCUUCUUAAAUCAAAAUUCUAAAAAUUAAAAUCAAAUUUGAAAUCAUUUUAAUUAAGAAAAAGUGUACUUGGCUGUUGG
Molecule: messenger RNA, 1600 nt
Organism: Cucurbita pepo subsp. pepo (vegetable marrow)
Lineage: Eukaryota; Viridiplantae; Streptophyta; Magnoliopsida; Cucurbitales; Cucurbitaceae
Source: RefSeq, a predicted model, not a curated record